GCUAGCUCAGUCUGCCGUCUAACGUUGUGCGAGGAGCAAUUAAAUUUUCGACUACGGAUACGGGUCGCCUCCCAGUCUACCAGAUUCAUCGGCAUGCUGACCGGCAUUAUUUUAAUAGGCUGGCUGCUAUUGGGGUGGAUAUACUUUCUGUGGAGCCGGCGAAGGUAUUAUAAAGUCGCAUGGCAGUUGCGCGGACCCAUUGGCUGGCCCCUAAUAGGCAUGGGCUUACAGAUGAUGAACCCGGAGACCUUUUUGCAGUACAUGGAUGGUCUGUCGCGACAGUUUAAAGCGCCUUUCAUUUCAUGGAUGGGCACCAGUUGUUUCCUCUACAUAAACGAUCCAUCCAGCGUUGAACAGAUACUCAACUCGACGCACUGCACCAAUAAGGGCGAUUUCUACCGAUUCAUGAGUUCGGCCAUAGGUGACGGACUGUUCACGUCUAGUUCGCCUCGCUGGCACAAACAUCGUCGCCUCAUUAAUCCCGCCUUUGGACGCCAGAUUCUCAGCAACUUCUUGCCCAUUUUUAAUGACGAAGCCGAUGUACUUCUGCAGAAGCUGGAGCUUGAGGGAGUGCAGCAUGGUAAGAGGCUGGAAAUUUACCAAAUCCUCAAGAAAAUCGUUUUGGAGGCAGCUUGCCAGACAACGAUGGGCAAGAAAAUGAACUUCCAGCACGACGGAUCUAUAGCCAUAUUUAAAGCAUAUAAUGGCUUGACCGAAGUGUGUGUGAAACGAAUGCUAUCACCUUGGCUCUAUCCGGACCUAAUAUAUCGUCGUUCCCGACUUUUCCGCCUGCAGCAAAAGGUCGUGGGCAUACUUUUCGGGUUUAUAGAACAGCUUCUUGAACCCAUAGUCUCGGUGGUGGCCGCCAAUGGCAGUCUGGAGCAGCAGCGCUCGGAACUGGAGAUGAGAGGCAAGUCCAAAGCCAUUUUCAUCGAGCAGGUGCGGGAGCAUGUGGAGCGCGGUCAGUUGAGUUGGCAGGAUGUGAGGGAUGAGGCGAAUGUGACCAUAGCAGCGACUUUCGAGACCACAUCGACGGCAUUGUACUUUACCAUUCUCUGCCUGGCCAUGCAUCCCUGCUACCAGGAGAAGCUGCACGAAGAACUGGUCAAAGAGCUGCCGUCGUAUGGCGACAUAUCCUUGGAGCAGCUUCAACGACUGGAGUACACUGAAAUGGUCAUCAACGAGGCCAUGCGGCUAUUUGCACCAGUGCCCAUGGUACUGCGAUCAGCGGAUCAGGACAUUCAGCUCAAGCGCGAUGACGGAGAGUUCCUCAUUCCACGUGGCACCCAGAUUGGCAUCGAUAUCUACAACAUGCAGCGGGAUGAACGGGUGUGGGGACCACUUUCGCGUACCUACAAUCCUGAGGCGCAUUUCGGAUUGGAUUCGCCACAAAGGCACCCCUUUGCCUUCAUCCCCUUCACAAAGGGAUUGCGCAUGUGCAUCGGCUACCGAUACGCCCAAAUGCUGAUGAAACUGCUGCUGGCGAGGAUCUUUCGCAGCUAUCGAAUCAGCACGGAGGCCCGCUUGGAGGAGCUGUUGGUCAAGGGUAAUAUCUCCCUCAAGCUUAAGGAUUACCCGCUGUGCCGCGUGGAACGGAGAUAACAGAGAGGGUCAUGCCCCACAACUGGUCGGUGUAAUUUUCCAAUUAAAAGUGCCAUUUUUGUUGCAUUUUCCCAUCGUAGGAAAUUGAGUUUGUUUCAUCUUUUGCUGUUGACCUCGUUAACGAUGACCAUCUCCCCCCCUUGCACAAAUUGCCAGCUUGCAAAUGGCUAUAAUGGAUUUCAGUUUGCACUUGUACCAGCUCACCCACAACUUUGCAGCACACGUUGCGUAUACGGCACAUAAUUGAUUCAAUUCCUUCGAAGACUGCUUGUUGCAAGUGGGCUAUCUCUUGCAGUUGAGGGCUGUUCAAAGUUCCUGCCCCCAAUGAAAUUGAGGAGGUGAUUUCGAAGGUGGUGGAUCCGUUCUGCCGAUUCAUCACUUUUCAUUACUCAAUUGAAAAACUAUUACGUAUUGUUAUUGAGAAAUACACCCCCCAUGGAAAAAUGUAAGAGAUAAAAUAUUAUGACUUUUAAAAGACCUACAAUAGUGUUCGAAUUUUAAAAUUGUUUUAAAAAAUGUGGCAAAAAUGGUUUUUAAUGCAUAAUUAAGUAUUUCCUUAGAAACACAGAAAAAUUACACAAACAAAA
Drosophila santomea is the source of this 2189-nucleotide messenger RNA. It is a transcript of the gene Cyp313b1, whose product is annotated as probable cytochrome P450 313b1. The record is from RefSeq and is a predicted model, not a curated record. Bases 94 to 1602 code for a protein of 502 amino acids. NCBI's taxonomy places the organism in Eukaryota, Metazoa, Arthropoda, Insecta, Diptera, Drosophilidae. Gene Ontology annotation, molecular function: heme binding; monooxygenase activity; oxidoreductase activity, acting on paired donors, with incorporation or reduction of molecular oxygen. The transcript has 6 exons.